This is a messenger RNA of Bombyx mori (domestic silkworm), 5289 nucleotides long. RefSeq names its product fatty acyl-CoA reductase wat. The record is from RefSeq and is a predicted model, not a curated record. Gene Ontology annotation, cellular component: peroxisome. Gene Ontology annotation, molecular function: alcohol-forming very long-chain fatty acyl-CoA reductase (NADP+) activity. Gene Ontology annotation, biological process: long-chain fatty-acyl-CoA metabolic process. NCBI's taxonomy places the organism in Eukaryota, Metazoa, Arthropoda, Insecta, Lepidoptera, Bombycidae. Bases 214 to 1812 code for a protein of 532 amino acids. The transcript has 11 exons.
UUUUCUGACGUUAUAAUGUGACGACAUGUUCACGAUGUGUGGUGAUCGCUAACCAGUAACCACUGUUGAUCCAGUUGACCGUCCCCGUCUCAACCGUGAAGACGUGUAUGCGCGUCGAGCCAAACCCGAAAAAAAAAAACGUUGCGUGAAAUUUAAAUAAAAAAAAUUAAACAAUAAAUAAAUAAAACAAAACUGUUAAUAUUUGACUGCGAAAUGGUUGCGGAUAUCCAAAAAUAUUCACCGAAGAUGAAGCCAGUUGGUGAGGUGACUGGGUUCGACGCGAUGGAUAAGCUGGAGGCGUUGGGAGAGUCACAGAUCGGGAAGAUGUUCGCUGGGACCACGGUGCUACUGACCGGGGGCACAGGGUUCCUGGGGAAGCUGAUGGUCGACAAACUUUUGAGAUGCUGUCCGGAUUUAAAAAAGCUGUUCCUACUGGCGAGACCAAAGAAAAAUAAAGAUAUCGCGAAAAGGCUGCAGGAACAGUUUGAUGACGUGCUAUACGACAAGCUAAGGAAGGAGAGACCGAAUUUUAUAGAGAAAAUAUGUAUAGUCGAGGGAGAUGUAGGUGCUAUCAACCUUGGACUCAGUCAAGAGGAUCGAACGAAAAUCGCUAAUGAGGUUGAAUUUAUCUUCCACGGAGCCGCCACCGUGAGGUUCGACGAGGCUCUGAAGACAGCCGUGGAGAUAAACGUGCGGGGCACCAGAGAGAUGUGUAUUUUGGCCAGAUCCUGUGGGAAGCUGAAGGCUCUAGUUCACAUUUCGACCGCAUACAGUAACUGCACCGUAAUGGAGAUCGAAGAGAGAUUCUACGAGAGCUCCCUCCCUGGUGACAAACUCAUCGACCUGGUGGAAACUAUGGACGAGAAGGUUAUAAACAGCAUCACUCCCGGUUUACUGGGGGAUUUCCCGAAUACGUAUGCGUAUACGAAAUCUGUGGCCGAAGACGUGGUGCAGAAAUACUCGAAGGGUCUUCCGGUGGCUUUGUUCAGGCCGUCCAUAGUAAUUGGAACAGCCAAAGAACCAGUCGCGGGGUGGAUAGACAACGUAUAUGGACCUACAGGGGUUGUGGUAGGAGCCGCAGUGGGUCUACUUCACGCUCUGAUCUGCAAACCCAACGCGGUAGCUGACUUGGUCCCCGGAGAUAUGGUUGUAAACGCUUGCAUUGCAACCGCCUGGAAGACAGCCAAAGACUAUCCGGGCAACCACGAGGACGCUCCACCCCCGGACCUGACGCCACCAGUUUACAACUUUGUUUCCUCAACACAGAAGCCCCUGACUUGGAGUAAAUUCAUGAAAUACAAUGAGAUAUAUGGCCUCGAAGUGCCCACGGUGCAAGCGAUUUAUUACUACGUGUUUAUGUUGACGUCUUCUCGUUUCGCCUACACCCUGUACUGUUUCUUCCUGCACUGGAUCCCGGCCUACAUCAUCGAUGGAGUGGCUGUGCUGAUAGGCAAAAAGCCAAUGCUAAGGAAAGCGUAUACGAAGAUAAGCAAAUUCUCCGAAGUCAUAUCGUAUUUCGCGACGCGCGAGUGGAAAUUCCACAGCGGCAACACGGAGGGUCUGGUGCGGGAGCUGUGCCCGGCAGACCGGCAGACGUUCGACUUUGAUUUGUCGCGGCUCGACUGGAGCGAAUACUUCUACAACUACGUCAGGGGCGUCCGGGUGUACCUGCUCAAGGAUCCGGUGGAAACAGUACCGGCCGGCCUCAGGAGGCAUAACAUACUGAAGUACUCGCACUAUAUCUUCUGUGCUGUAUUAACGUUUGUGCUGGUCAGACUGUUGUGGGCCGCGUGGAGUCUUUUAGACCUUUAAAUGUAAGCCGGCGAUGUAUCGAGAAGCGUUAUGUAAUGUGCGCGAAGGGGCGUCGACCCGAGCGUCGGAUGUUCGUGUUACAUUGCUUGCAGGAAAUGUUUGGCAAAGUUUCUAUCGCGUUUUUUUUGUUUUUGUUUUUGAGUUCCUCGUGUGACUAUCAUUGACGGGAAAGAUUCGGAUGCGCUUAUUUAUGAACGAUCGAAGCGAAUCGACAGCACACAUGUGUUAAUUUUUUUUAUAAAUGACGAGGCAAAUAAACUAUUUUAUAUCUAUCCGCACCCAUCCCAAAAUUGUAAUGACGAGGAUUGAAAGGCUGUUUGUUUUAAGCGAAAUUUUUGACAGUAGUGCCUUAAUGUUUAAAAUUUGAAACAAAAAAAAAACAAACAACUAACUACUUCAGCUUUUUGAAUGAGGUAAACUUAAUUGAAGUUUAAUUUAAAAACAUCGAACUGUGCCAAUGACGAUGUCAAUGCCAAAUAAAACGGACCUUUAAUUACAAAGAUAAAUGUCGCGUCUUAAGCGAAAUGACGCUUAAACUAAAUACCCUUUCAUCCCUCGAUAUAGAUUCAUGACAAAUGAUAUACUAAAUAAGUUUUCGUUAAAAAAAUUAAAUGUUUAGAUUCACGUUUUUAAUAAGCAGAGUCUAUUUCGCGUUUGUUUUUUGGUAAAAAAAUAACCGACUUCAAAAAGAAGGAGAGGUUACCGAUCCGUCUGUAUUUCAUUUAAGCGUAUGGUUUAAACCUUUUAAAAUAUCCUUAAUAAUUAACUUCGACUGCAUUGAGGAUAUUCUCGUAUUAUUUGACCGAAGCGAAUUUUCUAUUUUUAGCUCAGAUACCAUUAGCGGAUCGUCUAGGUAUUAUUUAUUCAACCUCGGGGUAGUAAAAAAACUAGGGAUACACCUCAUGGGAAUGGAUCAUUAUGGAGGGUAGAGAUAAGGUCUUGUAUAGGUGACAAAUUAAAAAGCGUCCGGCUGUAAAAAGCAAGUUAUUGUUGGAAGACUCACUAAAUUAACACUUAUGUAGGAAGUGGAAAUUAUGUGAAUAUAGCAGUUUUAAAAUUUAAGACUUUUUGUGAGUUUUGUAGUUAAAAGUAUGCAUUAGUAGGAAGUGUUUCUUUCCUUCUUAAUUUAAUAUCCUACUCUAAUAGUCUAUGGCGCUAUUUUUAUAAACUUUCCACUUGCGACUGUGGCGCCAUCUUAGUUGGCUCCUUUUCAGCCGACAAUUUUGAACUGAAAAAACUUUGGGCGCGUUGAGAAUAAAAUUUAACUCGCAAUAGAUUCGUUACGGCUAGAGAGAAAAGAUACAACUUAGAAAGAGUGAGAGUGAGAAAAUAGACAGAGCGUCUCGCGAACCAUUCGACCGUGGAGAGAGGGAGAGGACAAAGCUAGCUAGGUCGUUUCUCUUAUACACAGCGUUCCCUAUUACAAGAUAAAUUUGAUUUAAGGAUGAAAAAUGAAGAAAACUACAAUCCUACACACCGCAAAAGAAGUUUCACUUCUAUCACGCGCACCAUUUUUUUUAAUUCACUAGAUAGUGCUCCUUAUUUCUACCCUCCAAAGUGACCACUAAUCUAAUUAAUAAUAAGGGUAGGUUAGUUAGUUUGGUUGUUGUAUUCUGUAUUCGUGUUGCUCAAUUAUGUUAUGAUUAGGUUAAGGAAAAGACGAAAUGAAUGCAUUAUGUCGCCUUUAGAAUUGAGGUCAUAUAAUCCAAAAUUUAUCUUUUGGUAAACGCCAAAAAUAUAAUGGAAGAAUUGUCUUUUUUUUUUCAAUUAUUCGAUUAUAAUACUUUAAGGUAAGCGAUUGAUUUGAAAGAGACGGAAAGAGUACAGAUGUCUUUUUCUAAGCUAGAAGAGAUUGUUUAAUUUUAAUAAAACUCUAAUACAACAUGUUUAUAGGUCAGUCGAAAGUAUGAAACUCUUUUUCUUAAAAUUUUUAGAUAAGUCACUUCAAUUCUAAAGGUGCUAUAUGUACACGCUUUUAAUUACCCAAUAAUUAUACUUUGUAUCUGCUGACUGUACUUUUUGUUUUUAUGUUUACUGGUGGUAGGACCUCUUGUGAGUCCGCACGGCUAGGUACCACCGCCCCGCCUAUUUCUGCCGUGAAGCAGUAAUGCGUUUCGGUUUGUAGCUUGGGGCAGCCGUUGUAACUAUACUGAGACCUUAGAACUUAUAUCUCAAGGUGGGUGGCGCGUUUAUGUUGUAGAUGUCUAUGGGCUCCAGUAACCACUUAACAUCAGGUGGGCUGUGAGCUCGUUCACCCAUCUAAGCAAUAAAAAUAAAAAAGUAAUAUUAAACGCUUUCAAUAUUCAUCUAUCGCUAGAACCGCUUUUAUCUUGAUAAGCAUGGAACAGUGAUGUUCAUUGAUAAAUCGAUUGGUUUCAAUUGUUAUUUGCGUAUAUUUUUUGUAUAAUGACGUCACAGUUCAAGCCCACGCGUUGCGGGAACGGGAGAGAGCAUCUCACAAACACCUGAGAAUUUUACCAGCCAUUUUCUUUUAUACUUUUAAUUGUAUCGUCACAAUUGACGUCUUUUGAGCUUUUAAAUGACGGCAAGCUUUCGUCAAGCACAAUCUGUCCCUUGGUGGUAAAAGUUUUGAGUUCAGCAUCCACAUUAUGGGCUCAUUAGCUUUGUUUUACCAUAUAUCUAAAAGCAUUGUUCGUGAGCUGUCAUUUCACUAGUGCCUGAAAUUUGGAUGCUGUCUGCCGAUGCCCAUGGACAUAUUAUUAUGUGAAGGCCCCGCCCACCUUGAGACGUGAGGUCGAAAUGUCAAUAAUAAUAACUUGUUGUGCAGUUUAUACGUGGGUCUAGGAACCGACUAAGUAGAAGUUAAUUCGUGUAUAUUUCAGUAGAAGCUUAAUGUUUCAAGGCUUGUUGUUAAGAGGAGUACUCUCUUUUUUCUCGUGAAAAUGAUGUUUAAUUUUAAUUUCCAUUUAACGGGACAUUUCAUUGAAAUUUUAUUUUUUAUUUUUAUAAAUUAUUAUUCGACAUCAGAGGCCUAAAGUUGGAUCUUUAUUUCGACAAUGAACUUUAAUACGACAAUUAAAUCAUUUCAAAUGAUUAACUAAAAAACCAGCUUAGCGUUUUUAUCUAGCCUUUAUCAUUGUAAUUAUAUUCUUUUUUAACGUUCCGAAAGAUUUACGGUUUUCGCAGGUCGCAGUCCCAGAUUCACGAAAUGCGAUAACAACACUGUACCUAUUUCUAGUAUUUUUUGGUAAUUUGUAAGUAAUUAAUAUGUGUUUAUGUAACACAUCUUCCGGGUAAGGUCUUUUAAAUAAUCGAUCUAUAGAUUCGUAACACGAAGGAAUAGUAAAAAGGUUUUUGCGAGGGUCUCUCGCGUAAAAUUUUCAGGUGUGCUGACUUAUGAUUGUUUUUUAGAGUUUCGUGUUUUAGUUGUUGUAAUGUAUUUUUGAGGAGGACAUUAUGUAAACAUGUGAUAGUAUUGCCAUAAUUAAGGAGAAUCUAAAUAAACGGAUAAAAAUA